Messenger RNA from Epinephelus moara (kelp grouper), 1508 nucleotides. RefSeq names its product homeobox A10b (gene hoxa10b). NCBI's taxonomy places the organism in Eukaryota, Metazoa, Chordata, Actinopteri, Perciformes, Serranidae. The transcript is spliced from 2 exons. Gene Ontology annotation, cellular component: nucleus. The coding region runs from base 35 to 1084 and encodes 349 amino acids. Gene Ontology annotation, molecular function: DNA-binding transcription factor activity, RNA polymerase II-specific; RNA polymerase II cis-regulatory region sequence-specific DNA binding. Gene Ontology annotation, biological process: regulation of transcription by RNA polymerase II. The record is from RefSeq and is a predicted model, not a curated record.
AUCAGUAAUUAUUCAGCAAUGUUUUGCACAAGAAAUGUCAGCCAGAAAGGGCUAUCUUCAUCCUCCGUCAAAUUAUACCACAACGAUGACAUGCCCCAACAACCAAGCUGGAAAUUCGUUUUUCGUGGACUCCUUAAUCAACGUGAGAACCGACAGCGGUUCAUAUUACCAGAGUAACGGGGUGUAUUUGCCACCGGCGUCGGAAUAUUCAUAUGGACUCUCCGGUGGCUCUUGUUUCCCGGGGAUCGGUAAGCGCAACGAGCCAAGCACCCAAAGCGUGAUCCCGUCUUCUGCUCCGUAUGUUCAGGGGAUGGAAACGUGGCUGGAAACGUCGAGAUCCUGUCGGGUGGAUCAGCCCAGCGGCCAGCAUAUGGCUCAGUGUUCAUUCUCACCGAAUAUAAAAGAGGAGAGCGCCUAUUGCCUUUAUGAGUCUGACAAAUGCCCUAAAGGAGCAACAGUAGAUGACAUUUCCUACUCGUCUGCAUCAUGCCCGGUUACCGGCACAUCUUUGCCAGUCCCCGGCUACUUCCGCCUGUCUCAGACAUAUGCGUCCUCCAGGCUUUACCAUGAUGUCCAGCCAAACAUGAAUCAAUUUACUCUGCAACGUCCUACCCGCGUGGACAGCCAGUCCUCUCAGCCUCAGACUGCCUCUGCUGAGCCGGAGCGCAGGGAGAGCCACGAGGAGGCGCCUGUCCCUGCGCCUUGCGCCCCGGCCGGAGAGGAGGACAGCCGCCUCUCCUCAGAAAGCUCAUCUUCCCCUGAACCCGCUGAGACUUGCAGCGCGGAGUGUCCAGAAAAGCCCGUCAAAGGGGAUGGAAAAAUGGAAAGCACGGCCAACUGGCUCACAGCUAAGAGUGGCCGAAAGAAGCGCUGCCCCUACACCAAGCACCAGACUCUGGAGCUGGAGAAGGAGUUUCUCUUCAACAUGUACUUGACUAGGGAGCGUCGUCUGGAGAUCAGCCGCAGUGUGCACCUCACUGACAGGCAAGUCAAAAUCUGGUUCCAAAACAGGAGGAUGAAACUGAAAAAAAUGAGCCGGGAGAAUAGGAUCCGAGAGCUCUCCAGCAACUUCAGUUUCUCUUGAGACUGUCUGCGUCUUUGGCGCCCUCCUCCAUCCAUGGCAAGGGCGCCUGUGCAGAGCCUCCCAACCCAACUGUGAGAAUGUCCAUGGAAAAUAGGACCCUACUGCUAACUUAUUGAUUGUUGUUCUUUCUAAUUUUCACGUCUGUUUUAUUUUUUGUCGUGGAUAUGUAUUUAUAAAUGGCUACAUUUGUAAAGUUGUGUUGAAACUGUUCAGAAUGUGACCACAAUGUUUCAGAGCUUCAGGCUUGUACAUACUGUAUAGUCAACCUGAGUGAACCAUUGGAAUUUGCAUGCUGGACCAACCCUUGGGAUACUUGUGUUACAGUUACAUGUAGACCUUUAUGUGACAGCUAAGGAGCCCAAGAGGUCUGAUGAAUAUUUGCACAUUUUGCUGGUCAAAUUAAUAAAACCAUCCCUGCAACUGC